Penicillium longicatenatum is the source of this 666-nucleotide messenger RNA. RefSeq names its product GNAT family N-acetyltransferase. The coding region runs from base 1 to 666 and encodes 221 amino acids. The transcript is spliced from 2 exons. Gene Ontology annotation, molecular function: acyltransferase activity, transferring groups other than amino-acyl groups. The record is from RefSeq and is a predicted model, not a curated record. NCBI's taxonomy places the organism in Eukaryota, Fungi, Ascomycota, Eurotiomycetes, Eurotiales, Aspergillaceae.
AUGGAGGAUGAACUUCUGCCCCGUCAGCCUGUUUAUGCACUGGUUCCAUCGUCCGGACCAUCAAUUGAAAGCAACCGACUGCUCCUUCGCCCCGUCAAAGACCGUGACACUACAGCAUUAUUUGCCGUGCGUGCCCGGCCAGAAGUAGCAAAGACCAAUUACCCUAAAACACCAUUCCAGUCCAUUGAGCAGACAAAAGAAUGGCUAUCGAGCAAGAUCUUCAAGGCACCCGCUAGUGUCAUUGGUCGUUCGUUUGUGUAUUCGAUUGUGGAUAAAUCGAUUCCAGAUACUGAAGAGCAAGUCAUUGGUUAUAUGGGUAUCAAUGCCGUCGACCCGUGCCCGGAAAUUGGAUACUCGCUUCUUCCGGAGUCUUGGGGUAAAGGAUUCGCCACGGAGUCAUUGCGAAUGAUGUUGAAGAUGUGGUGGGACCUUCCGAGGAUGGAACUUGAUGAUCUCGAUCGUUCUUCUGGAUUUGUGGAGAAAAUUUAUGCGAUUUGUGAGAGGGAUAACCUUGGGAGCUGCGCGGUGUUGAGGAAAUGCGGCUUCGAGAUUGUGAAGGAAGUAGAGUUUGGUACUGAUAAGCUUUAUCUGUGGUCAUUAGACAAGCCAGAAAGUGGUUCUCGGGUUGUGGGUGCAAGUGUGGAAUAUCGUUACGUUAAAAAUUAG